Messenger RNA from Effrenium voratum, 2652 nucleotides. The record is from the annotation of a GenBank genome assembly. Lineage: Eukaryota; Dinophyceae; Suessiales; Symbiodiniaceae.
AUGCCGCCCGCAGACCUAAGCAUCCAGGGCACUCCGUUGCGACCCAAGGCAGGCAAGAGCGCAGGCUAUGGGAUUCGCGAGAGCCAGGCCGAGCGGCCAAUGCAGGCUGAGAAGCCCCAGCCCGAAGAGGUGGUUCCUCAGCAGCAGCUGCCACAGCCAGCGCAGAAGCCAGCAGACAAGCCAGCAGCGAAGGCGGUUCCUCAGCAGCAGCUGCCACAGCCAGCGGAGAAGCCAACAGACAAGGUGGUUCCUCAGCAGCAGCUGCCAAAGCCAGCGGAGAAGCCGGCAGAGAAUCCAGCAGCGAAGGCGAUUCCUCAGCAGCAGCUGCCACAGCCAGCUGAGAAGCCAGCAGAGAAGGUUCCUCAGCUCCCCACUACGGAGAAGCCAGCAGAGCCGGCAGCUCAGAUGUUGCCAGAGAAACCUCCAGAAAAACAUCCAGAACCUGAACAGGUGCGACAAGCCCUGGGCGUGGUGCGCAUGGUGGACGAGCUGGACGAGGAGGAGGACCCUUUGGACCGCUUUGUGUACACAGACCCCGCAGCGCAGGAGAAGCGAAAGCAGGACAGAUCAAAGGCUCACGCGGCGAACGAGCCGAGCGAGGAGGACGAGGAAGCUCGGACGGUGUCCUUUGACCCUUUUGCCAAGGCGAAAGAUGGCGACAAGCCCAAAGAAGAGGUUCGAAAGGCCACUGGAUAUGUGGGUUUGUCUGACAUGCCUCCUGCUGAUGAGGAGGAUGACGAGGAAGCUCGGACGGUGUCCUUUGACCCUUUUGCCAAGGCGAAAGACGGCGACAAGCCCAAAGAAGAGGUGCGAAAGGCCACUGGAUAUGUGGGUUUGUCUGACAUGCCUCCUGCUGAUGAGGAGGAGGACGAAGAAGAGCGGACAGUGUCCUUUGACCCUUCUGCCAAGGCGAAAGACGGCGAUGAACCCAAAGAACAGGUUCGAAAGGCCACUGGGUAUGUGAGCUUGUCUGACAUGCCUGAUGACGAGGAGGAGGAAGAGCGGAACGUGUCUUUUGACCCUUCUGCCAAGGCAAAAGACGGCGACAAGCCCAAAGAACAGGUUAGAAAAUCUACUGGCUAUGUCAGCUUGGCAGACAUGCCUCCUGACGAGGAUGACUACGAGGACAACUUCGAGGAGGAGGAGGAGGAUGCGAAGCCAGAGGCGGGCGAGAAGGCGGUGUCCUUCGAUCAAGCGACGAAGGACAAGGAGCAGCGCGCAAGGGCACGGGAUAUUUGCACGAAGCAGACUUGCAGAGCAUGCUGGAGGAUGAGGAGGAUGAGGCGGCGACCUCCAAAAGAGUGGCCUUUGAUGCCGCAGAGGAGAGCAAAGAAGGCGCUCGAAAGUCGCAGGCUACACAGCGCAAGGGGACUGGAUUCCUCACAGCGAAGGAGUUGGCAGACUUGCCGUCAGAAGACGAGGAGGAAGACAGUCCAGACAGCCCAACUGCCAACGAAACGGAGGCUAAGAACGACCACAAAGUGUCCUUUGAUCCUUCCGCGCAGGAGAGCAAAGACGGCGCUCACAAGUUGCAGGCUUCACAGCGCAAGGGGACUGGAUUCCUCACAGCGAAGGAUUUGGCAGACUUGCCAUCAGACGAUGAGGAGGAAGACAGUCCCGACAGCCCAACUGCCAACGAAGCAGAGGCUAAGAACGACCACAAAGUGUCCUUUGAUCCUUCCGCGCAGGAAAGCAAAGACGGCGCUCACAAGUCGCAGGCUUCACAGCGCAAGGGGACUGGAUUCCUCACAGCGAAGGAUUUGGCAGACUUGCCAUCAGACGAUGAGGAGGAAGACAGUCCGGACAGCCCAACUGCCAACGAAACGGAGGCUAAGAACGACCACAAAGUGUCCUUUGAUCCUUCCGCGCAGGAAAGCAAAGACGGCGCUCACAAGUCGCAGGCUUCACAGCGCAAGGGGACUGGAUUCCUCACAGCGAAGGAUUUGGCAGACUUGCCAUCAGACGAUGAGGAGGAAGCCAGUCCGGACAGCCCAACUGCCAACGAAACGGAGGCUAAGAACGACCACAAAGUGUCCUUUGAUCCUUCCGCGCAGGAAAGCAAAGACGGCGCUCACAAGUCGCAGGCUACACAGCGCAAGGGGACUGGAUUCCUCACAGCGAAGGAUUUGGCAGACUUGCCGUCAGAUGAGGAGGAGGAAGACAGUCCAGACAGCCCAACCGCCAACGAAACGGAGGCUAAGAACGACCACAAGGUGUCCUUUGAUCCUUCCGCGCAGGAGGUCAAAGACGGCGCUCACAAGUCGCAGGCUUCACAGCGCAAGGGGACUGGAUUCCUCACAGCGAAGGAUUUGGCAGACUUGCCAUCAGACGAUGAGGAGGCAGACAGUCCAGACAGCCCAGCCGCCAACGAAACGGAGGCAACUCAGAAGGUGUCUUUUGAGACGGAGGAAGAGGAGGAGCUGCCACGUCAUAGCAGAGGUCCAGCAAACAAGGCGACAGCCCGGAAGGGCACCGGAUUCCUUCGAGCAGAUGAGGUGCCAGAGGCUGAGGAAGAUCACAACUACGACGACGACUUUGAGGAGGAGUUCGAAGAUGACUUCGAGGAGGACUCGGAAGGUGGAAGCCCAUGAAGGACGACGGGGCACGUCAUCAGGCGCAGGUCAAUGGCUCUCGGCCGAGGUGACAGCUUGA